Messenger RNA from Dryobates pubescens (Downy woodpecker), 1277 nucleotides. RefSeq names its product tachykinin receptor 1 (gene TACR1). Bases 1 to 1236 code for a protein of 411 amino acids. The transcript has 5 exons. Gene Ontology annotation, molecular function: substance P receptor activity. Gene Ontology annotation, biological process: positive regulation of flagellated sperm motility; G protein-coupled receptor signaling pathway. The record is from RefSeq and is a predicted model, not a curated record. NCBI's taxonomy places the organism in Eukaryota, Metazoa, Chordata, Aves, Piciformes, Picidae. Gene Ontology annotation, cellular component: plasma membrane; sperm midpiece.
AUGGAUAACUCCGUGCCGCUGGAAGCGGAGCUGGAGCAGCGCUGGCUGCUCAACGCCUCCCUCAACGAGUCCCUCAGCAACCAGUUCGUGCAGCCCCCGUGGCAGGUGGCCCUCUGGGCCGUCGCCUAUGCCCUCAUCGUGGUGGUGUCGGUGGUGGGCAACGUGGUGGUGAUGUGGAUCAUCCUGGCUCACAAGAGGAUGCGAACCGUCACCAACUACUUCCUGGUGAACCUGGCGUUCGCCGAAGCCUCCAUGGCUGCCUUCAACACGGUGGUGAACUUCACCUAUGCCAUCCACAACGAGUGGUAUUAUGGGCUGCUCUACUGCAAGUUCCACAACUUCUUCCCCAUCGCCGCCGUCUUCGCCAGCAUCUACUCCAUGACUGCCAUCGCCCUGGACAGGUACAUGGCCAUCAUCCACCCGCUGCAGCCUCGCCUCUCGGCCACCGCCACCAAGGUGGUCAUUGGAGUCAUCUGGCUCCUGGCUUUCCUGCUGGCAUCUCCCCAGGGAUACUACUCGGUGAUGGAGGAGCUGCCAGGCCGCCUGGUGUGCCUGGUGGAGUGGCCAGAGCACAGCACCAACCUGUAUGGCAAGACGUAUCACUUCUGCAUGACCAUCCUGAUCUACUUCCUGCCACUGCUGGUGAUUGGCUGUGCCUACACCGUGGUGGGCAUCACCCUGUGGGCAAGUGAGAUCCCUGGGGACUCCUCUGACCGCUACCACGAGCAGGUCUCGGCGAAGCGGAAGGUGGUGAAGAUGAUGAUCAUCGUGGUGUGCACCUUUGCCCUGUGCUGGCUGCCCUACCACAUCUACUUCACCCUGCAGUACUUCAGCCCUGAGUGGUACCUGCAGAAGUUCAUCCAGCAGGUCUACCUGGCUGUCAUGUGGCUGGCCAUGAGCUCCACCAUGUACAACCCCAUCAUCUACUGCUGCCUCAACGACAGGUUCCGCGUGGGCUUCAAGCAGGCCUUCCGCUGGUGCCCCUUCGUCGGCGCUGCCGAGUACGAGGGGCUGGAGAUGAAGUCAGCCAGGUUCCUGCAGACCCAGAGCAGCAUGUACAAGGUCAGCAGGAUCGAGACCACGGUGUCCUCGGCGGUGGGAGCGGCGGAGGAGGAGCUGGAGGAGGGCAGCAAGGCCAAACGUCUCUCCCUGGACAUGACCUCCAACGGCUCCUCCCGCAGCGACUCCAAGACCGUCUCGGAGAGCUUCAGCUUCUACUCCAACACUCUCACCUAAGAGAGAGGAGGCUCCUGCCUUCCAGCAGCUGCUCACCAGGC